ACGGCUGAGGCUGUUGCCAUGUCAACCAUAAACUAAACAGGGAACCUAACUGGUACUAGCUUUGGAAGCUAAUAGCUUAAAAGCUGCUUUUUAUGUUGCAAAAUUAAGCUCAUAUCGACUCAUAAACGAGCUUCGUAGCAAUAAUGGAAGCUGAAUCUCAAGCGUCCGCGAUAAUUCCUCUUGCCUUGCCCAAAGGAGCGGAAAAGUUCUGCGAGCUUUGCCAAAGAGAAGCCCGCUUGCAAUGUAGCAAGUGUCGAGUCACUUUUUACUGCGCUGCAGAGCACCAGCAGGCUGACUGGGUGGGGAUCCACAAGAGAAUUUGUCAGCUGCUUGUUCCCAUCCGCGCCCUGCCACUCCGCAGUCUCCAACAGACCAGUCACACUGAAACACAAAUUAAAAAGGCGGAGCUUAUUGAGAUUUGCAGGUUGGUGGCUCAAAGUAAGCUAUCUGAGGGAAAACAUCAAGAGGCUCUGCCUGCUGCUCAGCUCUGCCUGCGCUGUUCCAUAGACGUUCAUGGCCCUAACACCGUCCAGCUGGUCCCUGCCUACCUGCUGCUGGCUGAAGCCAACAUGGGUUUGGGUAAUCUAGACCUUGUGGCAGAUUUCCUGUCCCAGGCAGAGUGGGCAGUGUUGAAGAGUCCAAAAUGUGGUCUCACAAUCCACCACCAGCUCCACAGGAGCCUGGGCCGCCUCCAUGUGGCGACUGGAGACCUGGAUACUGCGUUUUAUGACUUUGCAAAUGAUAUCUACUUUGCCACUGAGGAGUAUGGUCUGGAUAGCACAGUCACCUCUCGGGGCUACUUUCUCAUGGCUGAUGUGUUUACCAAGCAGGGGAAGAUACCCACUGUUCGUUCCUUGUACUCGGAGGUGGCACGUAUUUGGCACAGUCACCUGACCAGACUUCUCGAGACUCGCAAAGAAAGCAUCCAAAAUCCACCGGUGGACUCCUUUUAUGACAAAGCCGAGCGAGUUGAAGUGGAUGAGAUGUUGAGAACUAUGUUGGAAUUUGAGCAGAAAGACACCAGAAAAGACCCAGCACGGAUUGCAGUGGUUGCCCACUGCCUGGCCAUGUUGUCGUUCCUAGGAGGAGACUUCCUCAAGCAGCCACAUCAGCAGUGACCUGGUUCCACUGGCAGCCAUACAUGCCCAUGCCAUGACAUCACCUACACUGUGUUUGACAGACGAUGUGGUAUGCUUCAGGUCACAGGCUGUUUCCAUCUUUUUCCAUAAUUCUCUCCUCUCAUCAUUCUGGUUUAUCUUGCUUUCAUCUAUCUACUUUUAUAUAUUUUUUAAUUUUUAUUUUCAGAAAAAUCAGAAAAUCAACUUCAGAUAUUUAGAUCCAGAAAACAUGAAAGAACACAGGCCUCACCCAGGCAUGAAACUGUUUGUCAGUAAUUUGUCCAGUUACUGGGGCUCUGGAAAUGGGGGGACUGGGUACUGCAAUUCCAUUAAAACAGUGAAUGCAGUAUUUGGAAUAAGCCCCUCAAUUUAAUGCUGAAAGUCUGCACAUCAGUCACGUCUUCAUUGUUUGCUUUAAAAGUCACUGUGCUAGUGAAUGGAAGCAAAAUUACCAAAAAAAAAAAAAAAGUGUUAUUGACCCGGCUAUAUAAUACUGAAACCCCUAUUAACAAAUUGCAGCUAUUUUUAUGAAUGCUGCUCAAAACGUUCCUAAUUAUUGGGGAUAACAUAACAGCCCAGCAGACCAGCUUACUAAAGGGUAAAGUGGGGUAAAUAAGUCAACUGGGUUGCGGUCCAAUUUCAGUGAUACCAUUAUAUAAGACAGAUUUACU
This is a messenger RNA of Neolamprologus brichardi, 1789 nucleotides long. The record is from RefSeq and is a predicted model, not a curated record. NCBI's taxonomy places the organism in Eukaryota, Metazoa, Chordata, Actinopteri, Cichliformes, Cichlidae.